Molecule: messenger RNA, 213 nt
Organism: Dictyostelium purpureum
Lineage: Eukaryota; Evosea; Eumycetozoa; Dictyosteliales; Dictyosteliaceae
Exons: 1
Coding region: 1-213 (70 amino acids)
Source: RefSeq, a predicted model, not a curated record
AUGGUUAUUGAAAAUGUUUUUGUAUUCUCAAGAGAUUUGGUUGUUUCAGUGGUAUUUGGAAGAGUAGCCUUCAAAAGCAACAGGAUGCUUAUUACUAGUAUUAUACACUUUAAAUUUACAAAUAAACUCAGUAGAAAAGAACAUGGUUGUAAUAGUGAAGAUGAAGAAAUUGAAGAAGAUACUCAUUUUUCAAGAUAUAAUUUGGGUUGCUGA